Molecule: messenger RNA, 2929 nt
Organism: Neopelma chrysocephalum (saffron-crested tyrant-manakin)
Lineage: Eukaryota; Metazoa; Chordata; Aves; Passeriformes; Pipridae
Gene: ABHD2
Product: abhydrolase domain containing 2
Exons: 11
Coding region: 301-1578 (425 amino acids)
Biological process (GO): sperm capacitation; medium-chain fatty acid catabolic process; steroid hormone receptor signaling pathway
Cellular component (GO): sperm flagellum; sperm plasma membrane
Molecular function (GO): monoacylglycerol lipase activity; acetylesterase activity
Source: RefSeq, a predicted model, not a curated record
GUGCCUCUGGCUGCCAGGUCACACUGUUCCCCCAAACGGCCUCUUCUCUGGUGCUCCAAGGUCCUGACCCCGCUAGGAGCAUCUCGCAUCAGCUUCAGACUCCCUUUUGUUAGGUACCAUGUACCUGCUUGUCAGCCUGUGUGAUGGGAUUGCUCCUUUCUGCACCUUCACGUGUAACUCGUGACUUCCUCCAGCUCACGGUGGGGUAACUCCUGUAGCACGUGGAUCCAGAAGGUGACAAGUCUACUGAGGACCAGCAGGUUUUUUUCUAGCUUGAGGAAAAAUUGAAAUUGGCUCAAAAUGAGUGCAAUAUUGGAAACCUCUGAGCUGCCAGCAGUGUUUGAUGGGGUGAAGCUGGCUGCAGUUGCUGCUGUGCUGUAUGUUAUUGUUCGCUGCUUGAAUUUAAAAAGCCCAACUGCCCCUCCUGAACUCAUUUACCAGGACUCUGCUUUGGCCCGCUUUCUACUCAAAUCAUGCCCACUUCUGACCAAAGAGUACAUUCCACCCCUGAUCUGGGGAAAGAGUGGACAUAUCCAGACUGCCCUUUAUGGGAAAAUGGGGAGAGUGAGAUCACCACAUCCAUAUGGACUCCGCAAGUACCUCACGAUGCCAGAUGGAGCAACAGCCACAUUUGAUCUCUUUGAGCCACGGUCUGAGCACUGCAUUGGAGAGGAUGUCACGAUGGUGAUCUGCCCGGGGAUUGCCAACCACAGUGAGAAGCAGUAUAUCCGCACCUUUGUCGACUAUGCCCAAAAAAAUGGGUACAGAUGUGCUGUCCUGAACCACCUGGGAGCCUUACCAAACAUCGAGCUCACUUCUCCACGAAUGUUCACAUACGGUUGCACCUGGGAAUUUGGUGCCAUGGUGAAUUACAUCAAGAAGACCUACCCUCAGACCCAGCUGGUUGUCGUGGGCUUCAGCCUGGGUGGAAACAUAGUGUGCAAAUACCUGGGAGAGAGCCAGGCCAACCAGGAGCGAGUCCUGUGCUGUGUCAGCGUGUGCCAGGGGUACAGUGCACUGAGGGCACAGGAAACCUUCAUGCAGUGGGAUCAUUGUAGAAGAUUUUAUAACUUUCUCAUGGCAGACAACAUGAAAAAGAUCAUCCUUUCUCACAGGCAAGUUCUUUUUGGAGAUAACAUGAAGAAGCCACAAAGCCUGUCAGAUGCUGAUCUGAGCAAGCUUUAUACAGCAACAUCCCUGAUGCAGAUUGAUGAUAACGUGAUGAGGAAGUUCCAUGGCUACAGCUCACUGAAGGAAUACUAUGAAAAGGAAAGUUGCCUGCAGUACUUGCACACGAUCUAUGUUCCUCUUCUGUUGGUUAAUGCUGCUGAUGACCCUCUUGUCCAUGAGAGUCUUCUAUCAAUUCCAAGAGCUCUUUCAGAGAAAAAAGAAAAUGUCAUGCAUGUGCUGCCCCUUCAUGGAGGCCACCUGGGAUUCUUUGAGGGGUCUGUACUGUUCCCAGAACCUCUUACCUGGAUGGAUAAGCUCGUGGUGCAGUAUGCCAAUGCCAUCUGCCAGUGGGAGAAGACAAAGCCUCACUGCUCGGAUGCAGAGCAGGCCAUGUCUGCCCAGGAGUAAUUGACCCAAAGACUCUGGAUCACUUCAAUAAAGCUCCCCCUUUGGGAACAUCUUGUUCCCUCACCUGCUGCUUCAGGUUUCCAUUCUCCUUGAUAUCCUAUGGCUGGGGUUUGAUCACAAUGUUUUCUUCCGAAGUGGAGUUAAAGCAGAGGUUAACAUCUGGUCAGAGCACUUUUGGGUGUAUAGUCACUUGGGUUUGUAACUUACUCCUCUGCUUGAAGAAUUAGGUUGCUGAGUGUGGCUUGUUACAGGGCUACUGAGCUAAAUAUUGCUUGCUUUAAUAUAACAGAAGUUUCAAAUGUCGAAAUCUCUUCACCUGCUGGUCAAAAAUUUGAUCUGCAGCGUUUAAGUAUAAAUGACCAGGUAACUAUGGCUCUGUCCCCUGUUCUGGUGCUGGAAAAUACCUGUACCAAGCCACAAGCCAGUAAAUGUUCAGUCUGUAAGCCACUACAAUGUGGCUUGGAAAAAUAGAUGCUUGACUGCAAGUGGAGUUUCAGCUUUGCACCAUCUCAAGGGAAACCUUGUAGUUCCUAGGAAUGCACUUGCACAAGUGAAUCACUUUAAAAAUAUUCAAUUUUCUAUGCUUCAGCUGUCUGUGGUUUGGGGUGGUUUUAUACUGGGACUCCAAGUAGAGAAGAGCUGCAGCCUGGUAAUGCCAGUUAAUGUUUCUAUGUGUAAGCAUUUUCUCACUUCAGGACCUGAUCAGUCACCUUGUCAUUUUUGCCUCUCUUUAAAUGCAGUCAUCUUUUCAGUACUGGAUUCUUUGUUUGACCCAGGGCUGGCUCUGGCUUCCAAAUGGAAACCCAUGAUCAAGAAUCUGCAGGAUUUUUCCGUGAGAUUGGUCUGUUUUAAAGAAUAUUUCAUGGAGAGCUAUGUACUCUUAGGGAUUAAUUGGCAGGGGGGUGGGGUGUAUCUCUUUAGAUUUAUUCACCUUAUGUCAUGGCAAAUAAUAUAAAAAUUCUUCCCCUUGGCUUUCAGAGCAUCCAAUGGUUUUCAGACAUGACUUGCCUUACAGUUGAUGGGGAACAGGAUGUGUCUAGCUCUGUGCAACUGAAAUUACAUCUUUGCAUGGCUGACUACUUCCAUAUCUGUAGGAUUACUGGCUCCAGUAAGACACUGGGCUCUGUCUCACUUGAAUUUCUUUUCCACACUCAGACAUCCCCUUCUAGUUUUAAUGUGCAAAGUGAGGUGUGAAAGCUGGUUGCAGAAAAGAUGCCUACUCACUUGUGCUUUUCCUUCAAGUGGCUGUUAUGGUCUGUGCCAAGAUGGUUAUUAAAGACUCUAGUCUGUCUCCUGGAAGGAAAGUUGUCCCAAGACAAUCUGGAGACUGAAACUUUGUGGUAAAAAAAAA